Messenger RNA from Condylostylus longicornis, 1001 nucleotides. Its product is annotated as ribosomal RNA small subunit methyltransferase NEP1. Gene Ontology annotation, cellular component: small-subunit processome; nucleolus. The transcript is spliced from 2 exons. NCBI's taxonomy places the organism in Eukaryota, Metazoa, Arthropoda, Insecta, Diptera, Dolichopodidae. The record is from RefSeq and is a predicted model, not a curated record. Gene Ontology annotation, molecular function: rRNA binding; rRNA (pseudouridine) methyltransferase activity. Gene Ontology annotation, biological process: rRNA base methylation. The coding region runs from base 107 to 832 and encodes 241 amino acids.
AUGAAAAAAUAUAAAAUACAUGUGCGAAAUAAAACAAAAACAAAGCACUGUUUGUAAUUUUUUGUUAAUUAGGAAAAUAUUUUUUUAAAUAAUUUAAUAAUAUAAAAUGGGAGGAAAAGGAAAGAAAAGGAAAUUUGUUGGAAACCGCGAAGAUGACACAGAGUUUGACUUGACUAAAAAACAUCUAAGAACAGGCCAUAUCAUUUCAGAACAAAAGCGUUUAAUUAUUGUACUUGAAGGAGCACAGCUAGAAACUGUUAAGGUUGGAGGAGGUUUUGAACUAUUAAAUUGUGACGAUCAUGCAUCCAUAAUGAGAAAAAAUAAUAGGGAUCCAGGCUCAUGUAGACCGGAUAUAACACAUCAAUGUCUUCUUAUGUUAUUUGAUAGUCCACUUAAUAGAGCUGGUUUACUUCAAGUGUAUUUAAAAACUGAAAAUAAUGUUCUUGUUGAAAUAAAUCCACAAACUCGAAUUCCCAGAACAUUUAAACGGUUUGCUGGUCUAAUGGUUCAACUUUUACACAAAUUUUCUAUAAGAGCAAAUGAAACAUCAACAAAAUUAAUGAAAGUUAUUAAAAAUCCUAUUACAGAUCAUCUUCCUGUUGGCUGUAAAAAAUAUACAAUGUCAUUUACCGGUAAACUUGUAAAAAAUUGUAAAGAAUUUGCUCCCGAAAAUAAUGAAGCAAUUGUAUUUGUCAUUGGUGCUUUUGCACAUGGUAAUGUAAAUGUUGAUUAUACUGAAGGAAGUUUUUCAAUAAGUAAUUAUCCUUUAUCAGCUGCUAUAACGUGUACAAAACUUUGCAAUGCUUUUGAAGAAGUAUGGAAUAUAGUUUAAAUUUUUUUGUUAAUUUAAGAAAAGAAAAAAAAAAAAACAAUUUUUUAAGUUCAUACAAUUAGAAUUUAAGAUUUUGAAUAUUUGAAAUAUUUCUGGAUAAAAUGUAAAUUCAUAUAUGUAUGUACAUAUUUACAUGUGUGAAACAUAUUUUAUGUAAGUAAAUACGUAA